UGGUGAGAAGCACAGCCUGGGUGUGGUGAGUGAGGACCUGGCUCUUGUCUCUGGCUGCUGUGAUACCUCUUUGCUCCCAAGUCAUCUCUGUGUUGUCCCAGCAAAGUCCUAAAGCGCCUCUUUCUGACAGGGCCUGGGAACUUAUUAAUGUUUGCUUUGCUUUUUAGGCAGUCACAAAGUACUGCUAAGGUAAAAGCAGGAGCUAAUUUCAAGCAAACACAGCUGCAUGUUUGCAUUGGUGUGGCAGUCAUUCCUGUGCUUGUGGUCUUUCCUCUUGCUUUGUUUCCUCCAUUAAAACUGCUGGAUGGAACCUUACAGCUGCAUCACCACCAGCUGCUGUGCAGCUUCUGAUGAGACUUCUUCAGAUAUAAUGGGAAGUAAUGGAGCUUUUGCUCUGGCUUCAGAGGUGUUUGCAGUGCCCAGAAGACCCUGUGGUUUCCUUCCUGCUUUCACUCCCCCUCCUUCUGCAGGAAAUGUGUUUUUUGUGGAGACCUCAGAGCAAACUUCCCCAAGUUACCUGUUCUCAUGUUCUGUGGAGUCAGCAGCCAGGACACAUCCUGAAUCAAGAGUCGUGGUGCUCAUGAAAGGCUUGGCCAAAGAGAACGCUUCCCUACCCAAGCACUGGGCUUUCUCCUUGAUGAGAUGCUUCCCCAACGUGGAAAUCCAACCCCUGAACUUGACAGAGCUCUUUUCUGGAACACCUCUGGCACAGUGGUACAUGCAGCCUCAGCGGCAGCAGGAGCCACAUUUUUUAGCAGUCCUGUCUGACGCCUGUAGGAUUGUCCUUAUGUGGAAAUUUGGUGGCAUCUACCUGGAUACAGACUUCAUUGUGCUUAAGAACUUACAGAACCUCACCAAUGCCCUUGGGAUUCAGGAUUAUGAUGUACUGAAUGGGGCCUUUCUGUCCUUUAAGCCCAAGCACAAGUUCAUGGAGCUUUGCAUGCAGGACUUUGUGGAUGACUAUAAUGGCUGGGUCUGGGGACACCAGGGCCCAGAGCUCCUAACUCGUGUCUUCAAGAAGUUGUGCAACAUCCAGACUAUCAAGAGCAUGAGCUGCCAAGGUGUGAGUGCUCUUGCCCCAGAAGUUGUUUAUCCUAUUCCCUGGCAGGACUGGAAGAAGUUUUUUGAGGCAGUCAGUGCAUCAGAGUUUCACCAGCUCCUGAAGAACACCUAUGCAGUGCACAUAUGGAACAAGCUGAGCCAUGGGACCAAGUUAGUGAUCCACUCCCAGGCUCUGCUGGCUCAGCUCUAUUCCCAGUUCUGCCCUGCCACCUAUGCAAAGAUGAAAGAGGACUCUGAAGAGUUGUCAAAGCAGUGACCUGUACAGUGUGACCUGUAGGGUCUUGGCAGCGGGGAUGUUCCCCAGACUGAAGGAAAUAGAGUGCCUUUCACCUUCCCUAGAGCUGGGUUCUAGUCCCAAGAGCAGUUGUUCUGUUUGACAGCUCUGUGGUUUUGUGACCAAUAUCCCUGGUAUCUGCCUCAGAUCCUUUGUGUUUCACAUUUACAGCAGAACCUGAGUUCAGCCUCCCUUGCUGUCCUUCAGGGCCAGGGAAUAGUUGAACUUGUUCAUCAGCAUCUCUCAGCUGAUGAACUCUCUUGGUGUUUUCCAAUGUCUCCUUCUGUGAAUCCCUGGUUGAGCAGCUUCUUUUCACGUUUCAAGAGCUG
Molecule: messenger RNA, 1665 nt
Organism: Sturnus vulgaris (Common starling)
Lineage: Eukaryota; Metazoa; Chordata; Aves; Passeriformes; Sturnidae
Source: RefSeq, a predicted model, not a curated record